Molecule: messenger RNA, 1290 nt
Organism: Thalassophryne amazonica
Lineage: Eukaryota; Metazoa; Chordata; Actinopteri; Batrachoidiformes; Batrachoididae
Gene: psmb12
Product: proteasome 20S subunit beta 12
Exons: 6
Coding region: 100-744 (214 amino acids)
Cellular component (GO): proteasome core complex
Molecular function (GO): threonine-type endopeptidase activity
Source: RefSeq, a predicted model, not a curated record
GACAGCGACAUCCCGGAGGUGAGCGGCUCGUCGGCGGCCGUCGGAGCGCCGGAGGUCGCUGUUCACAGCGUCGAUCUGCUUUCGAUUUUAACCUGAAAAAUGGAGACGCACUCACAAGUCCAAGGAGUCAGUACCGGGACCACCAUCCUGGCUGCCACGUUUGAUGGAGGGGUCAUCAUCUGUUCAGACUCCAGAGCCUCCAUUGGAGGAGACUACGUCUCAUCUAAGACCAUCAAUAAGGUGAUCCAGGUUCAUGACCGGAUCUUCUGCUGCAUGGCCGGUUCACUGGCAGACGCUCAGGCCGUCAUCAAGGCUGCAAAGUUCCACCUGAACUUCCACAGUAUCCAGAUGGAGUCUCCACCGCUGGUGAUGGCAGCUGCAUCCGUGCUGAAAGAACUGUGUUACAAAAACAAAGAUGAUCUGCAGGCCGGCUUCAUGACAGCAGGCUGGGACAAGAAAAAAGGACCACAGGUGUACGUGGUAUCUCUAGGAGGCAUGUUAAUCAGUCAACCCGUUACCAUCGGCGGAUCAGGCAGCACUUACAUCUAUGGUUAUGUUGACGCCAAAUACAAACCCAACAUGACCAGAGAGGAAUGCCUGCAAUUUGCAACAAAUGCUCUCGCCCUCGCCAUGGGCAGAGACAAUGUCAGCGGGGGCGUGGCUCACCUGGUGCUGAUCACAAAAGCGGGGGUGGAGCAUGUGGUUGUCCCUGGAGACAAGUUGCCCAAGUUCCAUGACGAGUGAACAACCAAUGGUUGUUGAAGUUUUUUAUGGACUUUUUUCUUCUUUUUUUUUUAGCCCAGGAGCCACAAUUUGAUUUUGAUUUUGAAAUUCCUUUGUGCUACAAAACACAACUGAUGUAAAUGUUUUGUGUUUUUUGUUGACGCUGCAUUCACGUGAACUAUAUUUUCAUAACGUUUAUCAUUAUCACUACAUUUGUCAUUCCUGAUCAUGACCAAAAUCCUUCCUCAUGUCAGUACUAAAUAAGUUAUCUGUUAAUUAGGGGUCAGUUUUUUUGUCCGUAAAUGUGUGCGAGUCCUCAAAAUGAAUUCUGAUUGUUUUAAACCACACAGUAUUUCACACUGGACUGAAAUGGCCCUAAAGCGAUUUUAAAAUUAGCCUAUCCUAAACAAGUUUUAAAGAUUAACAGAUUUAACGUGGACUUGCUUUGAAAAGUUUGAAAAGAGAUACUCGCUUUUGAUGGGACUUUAUGUCCUACAGUUCUACAACAGUGGUAAAAUGUUUUUAAUUUCAUUUGACUCUGCUGCAUUAAAAACGUGCUAAAACCAA